Molecule: messenger RNA, 3792 nt
Organism: Lepisosteus oculatus (spotted gar)
Lineage: Eukaryota; Metazoa; Chordata; Actinopteri; Semionotiformes; Lepisosteidae
Source: RefSeq, a predicted model, not a curated record
CCUCUCGUUCCUGUGACUUUCAAUGUGGUUGUCUUACUCUGUCACUUUGCUGUCUUAAGAGGGGAAUUGGGAAAGAUUUUGCUUUGUGUAUGCCUUUUGAUCAGAAGUAGUGUUUUUCAAAAAGGUUUUUCACAUCUUUUUAUUUUUUUUUUCCAGCGGCUGUUUGGCGUCUUCCCCGCUUUCUCCUUCCCCCCCCGUCCAUUUAUUUUCAAGACUUGGGAGGACAAUUUGAAAACGCAAAACAAUUUCGAAAACUUUUUUGAAAAUGAGCAAUUACACUGUGACCCUGUCUGGACCAGCUCCAUGGGGCUUCCGCCUGCAGGGAGGGAAGGACUUCAACAUGCCCCUCACCAUCUCCAGGAUCACCCCGGGAAGCAAGGCAGCACAGGCCAACCUGAACCAGGGUGACAUCAUCAUAGCCAUCGAUGGGGCCAGCACUGACGGCAUGACCCACCUUGAUGCACAGAACAAGAUCAAGUGUGCCAGCUUCAACCUAAACCUCACCAUGCAGAGGUCAAAACGCCCCGCGCCAGUGCCCACGGCCACCCCCAGAAUGGAUUCACCCAUGCCCGUCAUCCCACACCAGAAGGAUCAGUCACUUCAAAUCAAUGGCAGCCUCUCAGCCUGCACUACCAGCCCUAAGCCACUGGGGGUAACCAACGGGACAAACUCCUACUUCUACAGCAAGCAGGAGAUCAACCAUUUCUCUAACGUUUCAAUUACUGAAGCUGGAGGCCCUUCUCCCACGAAGCGGCUUUCAGGCCCUGUGGGCAAACUGGCAGGGCAGAGGGGGCAGUAUAACACCCCGAUAGGCCUUUACUCAGCCGACACCAUUAGGGAGAUGGCUGAGGCUCAGGGAGGCCGCAGAGGAAGGGUCUCUGCUGUCGGCCUCCUCCAGGGGUAUGUAACAGGACACACUAACACCCACAACAGAGUCUGUCCACUGAUUCUUCGGGUCUCCGUCAGAAAGCUGUUCUGUAAACCCCAUCCUGCAAGAAUGCACAGAAUACAGUUGCAGAUGGCUUCUUUCUUUUACUAGAAUAUCAGAAAUAACACUUUCACAAACCUUCUUUCACAUUCAGUUGCAUAAGUAGGGAUCUUAUUGAUCAGGAAAUAUAGUUUCAUGAGGAGCUGAGAGAGUUUUAAAUACGUGGUGCUAAUGGUCACAGCUGCAGCAAUACAGUAUAUAGUAUUCUGAUAAAACCCAAACCUCUUCUUCUUCAACAGCUAUUUCUUUCAGACUCAUAAAUUACAGUUCUGAGCAGGACUAGAGUGGAACCUGGUCUCAGAGACUGUGAGAAUCAUUCUCUGUUAGUAUGUAAGACUUCCAGUGUUCUGUUUGCUUGGAGGACUGGGGUUAUAGACACAGCCUUCCUUUUGAAUCACACAAAAACCGGAGGAGAGGCUGACCCAGCAGCACUGUUGAGAAGGUAUGUUUCUAACAGAUCAGAUCCUUUGGAUUUAAUCAACUAUAGGUCUCCUGCUGUGUACCACAGCAAAUCUCUUGGGAUUAGUCCACUACAGGACUCCUGAUGAGUAACAGAGCAGAUCUCUUGGAUUACCUUUUGGGUUGCCUCUGGUUUUAUGUUUUUUUCUUUUGUGUAAAACAGAGGGAGGGCAUGUUUUCGUUACUAUAUUCCUUGACAUGUUAGAAUUAAGCCUUAAAACAGCAUCAGAAAUGUAAUGCUCUGUAGAUAUAUAUAAAGUAUUUAUGUACUUUAAUGUGGAAAGUCAUCGCUUGUCCCCUUUUGUGCACCAAUUUUCAUAGUGAACAAUGAGCCUGACAAAUCAGAGAGAUGUACUGUACCUCCCUUGACCGUCAGAGGCGGUCAUGCACCCCUUCCCAGGCAAUCGGGGGGGCAGUUCAAGGUAUAGAAGGCAUGCCUGAGGCAGUGGCUUAAACCCAGACUCUGACUGCACGUAGUAUGUACUCUUUGAGUUGCUCUAACUUGUAGUUGUUGGAGUGUCAAUAUUAAAGAAGUAUGUUGUCAGUCGAGGUAACUUCAGUUGACCUUUUUGUCUUUUAGAGAAAGAGAAUUGCCUGUAACAUAAUUCUUAAGUGACACCCAGACAUGUUCAGUAAGUGUUCUUCUUGGAAGCAAUCCUUAAAGUAAUCUCUCGUUACUCAUGUCAUGUAGUCUGAUUAUAUUGCUACUGUGACUGUCUGAUACUUCUCACCAGUGCUGUGGGAUUGCCCCUGCAUAAAGUGGACUCCAUCUGCUGGCAGGCUGCUGUCACGACACUAGAAACACCAGCAGCUCCUCCAUCCCAGGCUGGAGAGAAGAGACUCAGAACAUUUAGCCAUUCGUAGCUUCUGUAUUCACAAGCAGGAUGUUGUGCCUUUCCAUGGCUUCCUUCAUUACUUCCAAACAUACAAAAUCUUCUACUUCUCCUGAAGGAAGGCAGGCCUCAGAAAGAAAAUCAUAUGCCAAGCUGGAGUUAGGGAGUGCCCUGUGAAUAAUCUUAAAGGAGCAUAUGGAAUAAUAAUUAAUAAUAAUAAUUGCUUACACUUAUAUAGCGCUUUUCUGAACACUCCACUCAAAGCGCUUUACAGGUAAUGGGGACUCCCCUCUACCACCACCAAUGUGCAGCAUCCACCUGGAUAAUGCACUGUGAUGGUAUAUAACACAUAAGGAGUGUAAUAUACAGUACCAUCAUAGGGCAUUAGUUCAACCAAAGAAAGAAUUCUUGGUUUUAAAAACUGGCUUUGAUUUUAAGAUUCUUUGCUGAAGAACAAUUGAUGAUAAAGUUUGUGAAUAAUGGAUUAAAUUGUUCCUUCUCAUUGGCAGUUUAACUUAUGGACAUUAAAAUAUGAGAAUAUGAAGAAGUUUCUCUGAGGCUGUUUGGCUGGUGUUUACUUGAAAAACUGCUAUGGGCUAGAGACAGAGCUGCAAAUUAUGUCAUCAAAGUCACUUCACAGAACUUUCCAGUCCCAGAAAGUCCUUGACUUUGUGUAGCUUGUUAUGUAAAGAAUCAUCUUGGGGAUACCAAAAGAAAAUCCAGAGUCAGAGCCACCUUAAAAACGAGAGAUGGGAAAGUUGAGGCACAUGAGCCAAGCGAGUGGGAGAGGUGACUUCAUGCGAGUGGCAGGGCUGGAGCGAGGGCGCUGGUGUUGAGUCCGCUGUGUGCGAUAGUGUUACACCCUCUCUGCGCCAGCGCAAAGGGACACCUGUUUUUGCCUUUCCUUUAAAAGGCAGUGGAAUUCGAGGGCUCGAGUUUCUGUACAUCCAACACUGGCUCUGUAUGUCCCGGGACAUCUCUCUCCCUGCUUAGGAAAAACAGGAAUUUUCAUGCAAGGCAAAAAAGGACUUUAUUGAACCCUGGCAUAAACUUUAACCCUGCAGGUGAUGUGGUGGGGUUGUGACUGCUGUAACUUGGCUUUGGAGCUGCGGUUGGUUUGGCUGGAGGGCGGUGGCCUGGGGUCAGUGCGGCACAGCGUGGUGGCUGCUGUCCUUGUCCAUCACUCCUUAAAACUGUGUUUAUGGCGGCAGAGUCUGGAGUCCUCGAGAAGCUUUGAGAGGAAGCUCAGACUCCAAUUAUAACCCGUGGUCAUGGAGCCCGUGAGGCCAAUUGAAUUAAUAAAUCAAGGGCAACUCCCUGGAAGGCAAGCAAGCUCUGAGAAAGAUCUGCACAAAGCAUUUCAAGACUCUCUUAGAAGAAAAUUUCUAUAGGGAAAAAAAACUGAAUGUUGCUCAGGGUCAUAAAAUUAGAUGGUUGAGGUAGAAGAGAAAUCAAAUUAGUUUGGUACAGUAUUUCUAAUCAGGAUGCCAUAGUGGAGUAUUUUGCUCAUUU